Molecule: messenger RNA, 3160 nt
Organism: Astyanax mexicanus (Mexican tetra)
Lineage: Eukaryota; Metazoa; Chordata; Actinopteri; Characiformes; Acestrorhamphidae
Gene: adipoqb
Product: adiponectin, C1Q and collagen domain containing, b
Exons: 2
Molecular function (GO): protein binding
Source: RefSeq, a predicted model, not a curated record
GAGGUGGUGUUGGAGGAGGAGCUUCAGGGCCAGGCGGAGGAACCCAGUAAACCUGAUGAACGGCAUCCAUGUGCUUUCUGGAUGGGAGGAGUUCCUGGUACGCCUGGGCACAGCGGGCAUCCUGGGAGAGACGGGAGAGAUGGACUGCAUGGACCGAAGGGUGACAAAGGAGAUACUGGUGACCCAGGAGAUAAAGGAGAACCAGGAGAUACAGGACAAACUGGUGCUACUGGUCCCAGAGGCUUUCCUGGGACUCCAGGACUGAAAGGAGCUCGUGGAGAAAACGCCCUGUCCUAUCACUCCGCCUUCAGCGUCGGCCUCUCCAGCAUGGUCCCGUCCACCAACGUCCCCAUCCGCUUCAACAAGUUCUUCUACAACCAGCAGCACCACUACGACGACGUCUCCGGCAAAUUCCGCUGCUCCAUCCCCGGCGUCUACUACUUCACCUACCACCUCACCGUCUACACCAAGGACGUCAAGGUCAGCCUCUACAGGAACGACAAGACAGUCAUGUUCACCUACGACCAGUACCAGGAGCGGGACGUGGACCAGGCGUCGGGAUCGGUGGUCCUGAAGCUGGAGGCGGGGGAUGAGGUGUGGCUGCAGGUGUACGGGGAGGAGAAGGUUGGAGGAGUGUAUGCAGAUAACAAUAAUGACUCCACCUUCUCGGGUUUUCUACUGUACCCAGAUAUACAAGAAACUGCAAAGCGCAGACGCUAAACGAAGAAAUAAAAAAAACUAAAUGCCCAACACCAUGUCCCAACAUUAAUAUGGGUGCAGGGUUGGGAUUCACAGAAUAUGGUUUGGCAAAUUUAUGACUAAACUUGAACUACAUGAAAAUGAAGGGUAAGAAUAGCAAUGCUGAGGGUAAUUUAUGACAAAAGUAGCUCUGUUCAGGUAUAUAUUGGAGGAGUAUAUGCAAAUUACAAUAAUGACUCCAUCUUCUCUGGCUUAUUGUUGUACUUUGAUAUACAAGAAACUGCGGAGACAUUCAAUAAAAACUGUCCAAUGUCCAACACCAUGUCCCAACAUUAAUAUGGGUGCUGGUUAGGGAUUUACAGAGUAUGAUAUGGCAACCAAAUUGCCGUAUAUAUACAAUUUCCUAUCAUUUUAGGACUUUUUUUUAAGCAGCAGCAGACCCACACUGCUCAAACACACAGUAUGAGCUGUACAGGGCUAGUAUAGUAACAGUAGCUAAUUUAGCAUUUGUUACUUUAGCAAAAGACUGACCGUGUUUUCCUGAAUAAAUUUUAGUUAACUAGCACUGCUGUGGCAAAUCUAUGACUACAAUUGAACUACUUAUGUAAAUUUGUGGUAAAACUAGCAGUGCUGAGGGUAAUUUAUGACAAAAGUAGCUCUGCUCAGGAAUAUAUAGGAGGUAUAUAUGCAAAAAUGUAAAAACAAAAUGUGCAACACAGUGCGUGACGACAUUAAUAUUGGUCGAAGGUAGGGAUUCACAGAAUAUGGUAUGGCAACCAAAAAUGUUCGGGCAAAAAGUGAAGAGUUAAAAAGACACAUUAUACAGAGAAAAUGAUUGAAUUUAUUUAUUUUAAGUUAUAUUUUAGUCCUAUAGAGAUUCCUCCAACAUUAGGACUCUUUAAGUAGCAGCGGCAGCAGAACCACACUGCUCAAAGAUACAGUAUGAGCUGUACAGGGCUAGGAUAGAAACAGUAGCUGCGCUAAAUUACCUUUAUCAUUUGUUCAUUUAGCAAAAGUCUGACUGAGUGUUCCUGGGUAAAUUCCAAGUUAACUAGCCAAUUGGUAUGACUCAAGUAGCACUUCUGUGGCAAAUCUAUGACUAAAAUUGCACUACUAUGGUAAGAAUAGCUACACUGAGGGUAAUUUACAACACAAAAAGCUCUGCUUAGAUAUAUACACAGUAUAUUGCAGUAUGUAAUAGAGUUUUCUCUAACUUCAAGACUUGUUUAAUAAGCAGCGGCAUUCCCACAAUGCUCAGAGAUACAGUAUGAGCUGUACAGGGCUAGGAUAGUAACAGUAGCUACACUAACAUGCCUUUAGCAUUUGUUAGUUUAGCAAAACACUUUUAACACAGUUAACUAGCUAAUCGAUAUGACUCAAAUAGCACUGCUGUGGCAAAUCUCUGACUAGAAUUGCACUACCUAUGUAAAUCUAUGGUAAGAAUAGCAAUGCUUAGGGUAAUUUACAAUACAAAAAGCUCAGCUUAGCCCAAUAUAUACACAGUAUAUUGCAGUAUAUAUUGAGUUUCCUCUAUACUUUGGGUCUCUUUAAGAAGCAGCGGCAGCAGACCCACACUGCUCAGAGAUACGGUAUGAGCUGUACAGGACUAGGAUAGUAACAUUAGCUGCGUAACUUAGCUUUAGCAUUUUCUAGUAUAGCAGAAGUCUGACUGAGCUUUCUUGGGUAAAUUCCAUGUUAACUAGCUAAUUGAUAUGACUCAAGUAGCACUGCUGUGACAAAUAUAUGACUAAAAUUGCACUAUUUAGGUAAACCUAUGGUAAGAAUAGCAAUGCUGAGGGUAGUUUACACCACAAAAAGCUCUGCUUAGCUCUAUAUAUAUAUAUAGUAUAAAUGAAGUUUUCUCUAACUUUAGAGCUUUUUAAGCAGCAGCGGCAGCAGAACCAAACUGCUCAAAGUCACAGUAUGAGCUGUCAGGACUAGGAUAGUAACAUUAGCUGCGCUUACUUAUCUUUAGCAUCUGUUAGCUUAGCAAAUGACUGACUGAAUUUUUCUGGGUAAAUUCCAAGUUAACAAACUACUCGAUAUGACUCAACUAGCACUUCUGUAUAUCAUUUUUUUUAUAUGGCACAAAUAAACACUAAUAAAAUGUACAGUACAUGUCCAUCUCUAUUUUAUGUACAGCUCUAGAAACAAAGACCAUUUGAAAAUGAUGAGUUUCUUUGAUUUUACCAAAUUGAAAACUCUGGAAUAAAAUCAAGAGGAAGAUGGAUGAUCACAAGCCAUCAAACCUUUAAGCUGAACUGCUUGAAUUUUUGCACCAGGAGUAAAGGCAAAAAGUUAUCCAAAAGCAGUGUGUAAGACUGGUGGAGGAGGAGAACAUGAUGCCAAGAUGAAGCAUGAAAACUGUGAUUAAAAACCAGGGUUAUUCCACCAAAUAUUGAUUUCUGAACUCUUAAAACUUUAUGAAUAUGAACUUGUUUUCUUUGUUUUCUUUUUGUUA